Molecule: messenger RNA, 2937 nt
Organism: Trametes versicolor FP-101664 SS1
Lineage: Eukaryota; Fungi; Basidiomycota; Agaricomycetes; Polyporales; Polyporaceae
Product: alanine--tRNA ligase
Exons: 13
Coding region: 1-2937 (978 amino acids)
Biological process (GO): alanyl-tRNA aminoacylation; tRNA modification
Cellular component (GO): mitochondrion; cytoplasm
Molecular function (GO): ATP binding; amino acid binding; aminoacyl-tRNA deacylase activity
Source: RefSeq, a predicted model, not a curated record
AUGGCUUCCUCGACCCACACAGACUGGUCCGCCUCCAAGGUCCGCGAGGAGUUCUUCAACUACUUCAAGAACAGGGAACACACCUUCGUGCCCUCGUCCUCCACAAUUCCAUAUGACGACCCCACCCUCCUUUUCGCGAAUGCUGGUAUGAACCAGUACAAGGGCAUCUUCCUGGGCACGGUAGACCCUCAGUCGGAGCUCGCGCGACUGAAACGCGCUUUCAACAGCCAGAAAUGUAUUCGCGCCGGAGGGAAACACAACGAUCAUUCCCAGUUCGCCGCACUCGCGAAGAUCGAGGCAGCGGGGGCGUGGUCGCUCGCCACCGACACCUAUGUUGGAAAAGACUCGUAUCACCACACGUUCUUCGAGAUGUUGGGCAACUGGUCGUUUGGAGACUACUUCAAGAAAGAAGCCAUCGAAUAUUCUUGGGAGCUGUUGACGGAGGUGUACGGGCUACCGAAGGACCAGCUUUACGUGACCUACUUCGAAGGUGACCCCAAAGCUGGCCUCGAGCCCGAUCUGGAGGCGAAAGACUGGUGGCUCAAGACUGGUGUGGCUGAGGACCACAUCAUUCCAGGGAAUGCCAAGGAUAACUUCUGGGAGAUGGGUGCAACCGGACCUUGCGGCCCCUGCAGUGAAAUUCACUACGACCGUAUCGGUGGCCGAAACGCUGCUGGCCACGUCAACCAGGACGACCCAGACGUUCUCGAGAUCUGGAACAACGUGUUCAUUCAAUUCAACCGAGAAGACGACGGCUCACUCAAGCCACUGCCCGCCAAGCACGUCGACACCGGCAUGGGUUUCGAGCGCCUCGUCUCUGUCGUCCAGGACAAGCGCUCGAACUACGACACCGACGUCUUCCAGCCGAUCUUCGCGCGGAUCCAGGAGGUCACCGGGGUGCGCCCAUACGGCGGCAAGUUCGGCGACGAGGACGAGAACGGCAUCGACACCGCCUACCGUGUCAUCGCGGACCACGUCCGCACGCUCACGUUCGCCCUGAGCGACGGCGGCGUCCCCAACAACGUCGGCCGCGGAUACGUGCUGCGCCGCAUCCUGCGGCGAGGCGCGCGUUUUGCGCGCAAGAAGCUGGGCGUGCAGAUCGGCUCGUUCUUCUCGUCGCUCGUGCCGGUCGUCGUCGAGCAGAUGGGCGCCGUGUUCCCCGAGAUCACGCAGAAGAGCGCGGAGAUCAAGGAGAUCCUGGACGAGGAGGAGGAGUCGUUCUCGCGCACGCUCGACCGCGGCGAGAAGCUGUUCGAGCAGUACGCGCAGAAGACGCUGCAGUCCGGCCAGAAGGAGCUCUCGGGCAAGGACGUGUGGCGGCUGUACGACACGUACGGCUUCCCGGUCGACCUCACGCGUUUGAUGGCGGAGGAGCUGGGGCUGAGCAUCAACGAGGCUGAGUUCGAGGCUGCGCAGGCGCACUCGAAGGAGGCGAGCAAGGGUGGUGUGAAGAAGGGUACCGGAGAGGUUGUCGCCCUGGAUGUGCACGACAUCGCUGCUCUGGAGAAGAACGAUGGCGUCCCGAAGACCGACGACUCGUUCAAGUUCAAGCAAGGGAACAUCACCGCGAAGGUCGUCGCGAUCUACUCCAAGAAAGCGUUCCUGAAGUCAACAGAAGAGAUCCCCGAAGAGGCAUCGUUUGGUCUGCUCCUUGAUCGCACGAGCUUCUACGCAGAGUCUGGAGGACAGGAGUACGACACGGGCAGCAUCGUCAUCGACGGCGUUGCAGAGUUCGAGGUCACCAACGUCCAAGUCUACAACGGCUACGUCCUUCACAUUGGCCACAUGAAGUACGGCAAGCUCAAUAUCGGCGACGAGAUCGUUUCCUCGUAUGAUGAGCUCCGACGAUGGCCCCUCCGCAACAACCACACCGCGACGCACAUCCUCAACUACUCUCUACGGGAGGUCCUCGGUGACCACAUCGACCAGAAGGGCUCGCUCGUCGCACCUACGAAACUGCGCUUCGACUUCUCGCACAAGGCGCAGGUGUCUACGUCAGAACUGACGAAGAUCGAGUCAAUAAGCCAAGACUUCAUCAAGCGCAAUGUGGGGGUGUACGGAAAGGAGCUCCCGCUGCACGUCGCGCAGAAGAUCAACAGCCUGCGCGCAGUGUUCGGCGAGUCGUACCCCGACCCCGUGCGCGUCGUCUCCCUCGAGUUCGACGUCGAUGACAUCGCGAAGGACCUCGAGAACCCGAAGUGGCGCAAGACCAGCAUCGAGCUCUGCGGUGGCACCCACGUCGCGCGAACUGGCGAGAUUAAGGACUUCGUCGUCACAGAAGAGUCUGGCAUCGCCAAAGGCAUCCGUCGGGUCGUCGCUGUCACUGGUCAUGAGGCCGCGGAGGCUCGUCGCCUCGGCGAGUCACUCACUGCACAGCUUAACCGGAUCGAGUCCAUGCCUGACGCGGAGAAGGACGCCGCGCUCAAAGCGUACACAGUCCACAUUGGUCAAGUCGAUAUCGCGUUGCUGAAGAAGAACGAGCUCCGUGACCGCCUCACGUCGGUCCGGAAAGCGUUCGAUAAGCACCUGAAGGACAAGGAAGCCGCUGCGAACAAGGCGUCGGUGGACGCGCUGCAGCAGUAUUUCAAGGACAAGCCUGACGCGCCGGCGUACUUUGCCGCGCUCGAUGUGAACGCCAAUGCGAAGGUCAUGCAGGGUGUCGUCCUCCAGGCGAAGAAGCUUGGAAAGUCCAUCUACAUCUUCAGCGCGGACCAGUCGGCGGGCAAGGUGGCGCACGUGAAUGCCGUGUCUGAGGAAGCCAAGGGCAAGGGUCUCGACGGGCGCGAAUGGGCGUCCGCUGUCGUCGAGAUUCUUGGCGGCAAGGCGGGCGGCAAGCCCGAUGGCGCGCAGGGCGUCGGCGCGGAGGUGUCAAAGGUGCAGGACGCUCUCGCUGCUGCGCAGAAGUUCUUCGAGUCGAAGACUGGGCUCUCGGUCUGA